AUGGAAGAGGGGGUGCAGGGCGUCCGAACCAGCGAGCCCCCUGCAGAAAUAUGCAUGGCUUUGUUUGGCCCUGCAUCGCCUUCGUGUGACGAGCUAGCUAGCCUUAGCACAGGCGACCAGUGGCCACAGCAUGCCAAGGCGAAUAGUGACCAGGCUGGUGUCAUUCCUUUCGUAACCAAGGCAAGCAGCUAUUCUAUCUGUAGAUGCUCGGAAUCGGGGCACGGCAACCGCCGCGAGCUAUACCCGCCGCACGACACUGCUGCUGUAGAGCGGCAAGACGAGCUUCGACACGGCGCGCGUGGAGAAGAGAGAGCGAUAUUCCGACAGCAGUUGCUGCUUAGACACCAGCAGUUGGUCCUGCACACCCAACAGCUCUCGGCCUACUGCGCGCUCUUCCUCACCAUGUUCAGAGCGGGCAUUCUUCCUAGGCCCUGAUCUGUUAUGCAUGCUUAUGUUUGUCCAUAACUGGGCUUUUCGUGCAUGAGCAAAAGCAUAAGUUGGAGCGCGCAUACAUCCAUUUUUUUACCCAUAAAAGUGUGCAUAACAGGGGGUUGUCGUGCAUAGCGGUGAUUAUGCACGAGUGAGAUGGGGGUAAGGGAUGGCUCAGACGCUCAGACAGCUCAUUGUAACCAAAACAGAGCUUUUUAACCCCUUCACAGCCUCUUGAUCUUUUAACUCUUUAGUUUCAAGUUCAGAGAUCAGACCACAAAUCG
Molecule: messenger RNA, 713 nt
Organism: Ectocarpus sp. CCAP 1310/34
Lineage: Eukaryota; Phaeophyceae; Ectocarpales; Ectocarpaceae
Source: the annotation of a GenBank genome assembly